Messenger RNA from Linum tenue, 2107 nucleotides. The record is from the annotation of a GenBank genome assembly. NCBI's taxonomy places the organism in Eukaryota, Viridiplantae, Streptophyta, Magnoliopsida, Malpighiales, Linaceae.
ACUCGCAUUAACCAGAUUGGAUCGGGUAGGGUACCCAUGAAUUUGGAUUUUGUUGCCAUCUCUAGUCAUAUGUACAAUUUCGGGCCCUGAUGCGGCGGAAAUUACAGCCGCGCCAUUACGUGUUAAACGAAGGCCCCACCGCGCUAACCACGUGAACUUAACGACGCCGGACACCUAACCCAAACCCGAAAGGACGACCGAAAUCUGUUUGGUUUCCGUUGGCCCCCAAUUUCUUCAUCCCCAAAUCGGGUAAAUCCCUUACCUCUCUUAAAUGGAAUCAUCGGAGAACCCGAACCACCGCUUCCCGCCGGACGACGGCUGGUUCUUCGAGGCCUUCGACGACUUCCCCUUCGAUGACUGCUUCAGUUGUAACGACCAAUCGGAUCAAUCCACCUCCGACUCCACCGUCUCCGAACCUUCCACCGAUGUCUCCUCUCCCCGGACUACCCUUCGCCGUCGAUCGGUCCCUGGUCGCGGGUUCGCUGACGAUAAUGAAUUCAAGCGAUCCGAUAAGGAGGAAGCCUCUACAAUCGCCUCCUCCGUCACGCAGCGUAACAGUAAGAACGCGACAUCGUCGGAAGAGAAAGAGAAGGCCUUUUACCCCGAUUUGAAAGAAAUCGGGAGCGAUUCCGAGAUAGUUGAGUCUUCGACGGGGCCAGAUGAAGUGGAAUCGCCUCCAGCUCAAAAUGUUGCAGCCGUGGACGAGGUAAGCGAAGAUGCGAAGAAGGAAGAAAAGGAAGAGGAGUCUGUGUCGACGGCCGUGGAAUUGGAUAAUGAUAGAGGAAGAGGAGCCGUCGACUCGCCGCGAGGUGAAGUGGUUGAACCGCCGUCUUCGAAUCUGCUUGAAUUGAUAGCUGUAUUGGUGAUUAAAGCAGCUGGAUUCCAACUCAAUUUGAUCCUCAGUUUCGUUUCUUUCCCUUUAUGGGCUCUCUACUGCUCCUAUAUGUUUGUCACCGAUCCAUUUGGCGUUACAAGGCGUGGCAAGAGAUUCUUGCUGCAGCGGUCGCUUUCCAUAUGGAACUCAACUGUUGGGUGUUUGAGUUCUAGGGUGAAUGAUUGGCUGAAGGAGCAUCAGACGAAAUGGAAGCUCUUGUUGGGAGUUGGGUGGGGGUUGCUUCUGUGCGUUUAUGUUUGUAUCAUUUUGUUUGGAUUGCUGGUCAUGGCAAUUAUGGUUAGCAGCUUGCUGAUGAAGUUUCUGGUGGAAGAGCCGUUGCAAAUAAGGGAGGAAUUGAAUUUCGAUUACACCCAGAGCAAACCGGUAGCUUUUGUUCCAAUGGUCUCUUGUCCUGGUGUUGGCUGUGGUGUUGACUGUAAAGAUAGUAAGGUUGGGGAGAUCAUGAGUUUCAGGCAGAAAGUCAUACCUCCCAAGCAUAAAGUGCAGGCUACAGUAUCAAUGACUCUGCCUGAAUCAGAGUACAACAGAAAUCUCGGGAUGUUUCAGAAGGUACGGGUGGAGUUUCUCGCAGCUGAUGGCAGCGUCCUCGUGAGCAAAAGCCAUCCAUGCAUGUUGAAGUUCAAAAGCGAGCCAAUCCGAAUUCUUUUAACUCUGUUUAAAGUCGUGCCCCUUGUUGCGGGUUACAUAUCCGAAUCCCAAACACUGCGGUUGAGGAUAAGAGGUUUAGCAGGAGGUGAUGUACCGACUUCCUGCCUGAGGGUGAUGAUUGAACAGCGAGCCGAAUUCAAUCCCGGUGGUGGUAUACCAGAACUGUACGAUGCCUCCCUGGCCCUCGAGUCUCAACUCCCUUUCUUUAGAAGGAUCAUAUGGGGUUGGAAGAAGACCAUCUUUGUGUGGAUUACUCUCAUAUCCUUUGUGAUGGAGUUGCUGGUUGCUCUAAUAUGUUGUAGACCUGUAAUCCUUCCGAGACCUAGGCCAAGAAAUGUUUCUACUCCUGAAGUACACAGUUCUAGUCGAAACAAUCUCCCCAAGCGAAGGUGAAAUUUCCAGUUUGCCUUGGUGUGUAUGUAUCUGAUUGUAGCAGUUAAUUGAACAUCGCUCACUCAUUAGCUUAUGAAAUCCUGACUAUACUGUUCUUCUUUUAGUUUCUAUUCAGAGUUGUGUUCCAAAUGUACAGGUAACGUUAUCCCAUUGGUUAUUGAUGUUUGAGGC